This is a messenger RNA of Rhopalosiphum padi (bird cherry-oat aphid), 5063 nucleotides long. RefSeq lists its product as uncharacterized. NCBI's taxonomy places the organism in Eukaryota, Metazoa, Arthropoda, Insecta, Hemiptera, Aphididae. The record is from RefSeq and is a predicted model, not a curated record.
ACUAUGUCUUUAAACUCGCACAUUAGGAACAAGGUGAUACGUUGUUAAGUCAUCGUCGGUCCUCGUGCUUGAAAUGUGCUAGUGCUCCGAGUGCGCGUUGACGUUAAUAACAUCGACACUGCAACUGAAAACCGCGUUUCCGUGCAAACACUAUCAGAAGAAACCGGUAUUCAAAAUGAUGUUUAAAUACAUGUGUUUGGUUUUGUUCAUAACGUGGUAUCAGUUAGCUGAUUGCCAUCCUGCGAGCUCCAGCAUAAAGUCGAUAGAUUCCAUGAUUGAAAAGGAAUCAGAAGCAUUUUUAUCUGUUGAAGCAGAAGACUCAUCUAGUCAUAAGAAUGUCAGAGACAAAAGGACGAUCGGCUUCUUAAGGCAGCUGUUCCCAAAUCUAUCUCAGAUAGUCGACCGAAAGAUCCAACAAAUCACGCGAUUCGUAUUCCGCGUGAUCGGCCGACUGGUACUCCGGGGCGGUAACGCUGGCGGCGCCGCGGGCGGCACCGCAGCCGCCGGAACAGGUGGUGAUUCCGGAGGCAAUGGCGGCCGGCGGAUAUCGAUCACGUUGCCCACGUUCCCGCCGUCCACUGAGGACGAAGAAGAAGAAUCUCAAACGAACGUGCCGGCGGCCGACACGUCGUCCACACCGUCAUCGGACGCUGACGCGUUGGCCUCAAGAAUAUUGGAACCGGCGUCUUCCGAGGCGGCCAUCACAGACUCCGCGCCGGCCGCGUCCGUGGACUCGGCCGCGUCCGUAGAUUCGGUCGCGUCUGUAGAUUCAGCCGCGGCGGCCGACUCAACCGCCGAAGUGGCGGUCACCACCGUCGCCCCAGCAACCACCGCCCCCCCAGCAACUACCUCUGCCCCAGAAACCACCACCGCCGCAGCAGCCGCAGCCGCCCCGGUCACCAACGCCGCACCGGCCGUCGGAUCAGUCACUACCACCGUAGCCGCCGCUGUUGCCGCAGCUGCGACCACCACCGCCAACGCAAUCACGACCAGCUCGCCAACUACUCAAAUGCCAUCGGACUCGGACAACACUGUCGGCACCGGUAUCGUGAAGAGGAUGGCGAGAGAAGUGUCGACGGAUAAUCCGAGCUCAGCGAAAAAACGGUCACCGCUCACAGACACUGAUAACGACGUGUCGUCCGACAACGCUUUGUCUUCUAACGCCGAUGACGACGCCCAGGCCGAGACGGUCGCGGACGAAGACCCAAGGAACAAACGGUUCUUGUUCAACCUGCGGGGAGGAGCCGGCGGUGGAUCUGGCAACUUUUUAUUCGACCUGAUCCGAAGGGGAGCGGACAGAGCAGCUAGGGCUGCCGGUGGUUUCUACAGAGUGGUUGCAGGCACCGACCCAAACACAUUAACACUCGCACAGCCUCUUCAAUAUCCAUCGUUGGUAGCGGGGAGCGGUGCUAACCAAGACAAAGACGAGUCGGUUGACUCUGUGCCGGCCGAAGGCGAAACCCAGGAGGUGCAUGCGGAUGUGAAUGCCAAGGAAGACGGUUACAGCGUCGGCGUACCCGGACCACUGACUAGAAUAUUUGUGAUCGCCAACAGAGGUGUUGCCAAUUUGGUCCAAGAUUUGAUACUGAGAUUGGCCCAGACCACCGAAAGAAUAGUGAACUUCAAAGCCAGAUUAAUUACAUCCCUCAUCUAAGCAAAUAUUCAAGUUUGUGUAGUAAAAUGUAAUUUAUUACCUGCGUGCGGCGUAUUUUAGUCAUGACUUAUGAGAUUAAAUCUUUACUUAACGUUUGUUUGCACAACCACAAACCCACGUCGAGUUUUUUUUAUAAUUGACACGAUUUGUUGAACUAUAUGUGUAAUUAUUUCCAAUUUGUGUUUUGCGCAUCAAUCACGUCGUGACACGCACACACACAUUCAAAUAUUUUACAACUAAAUCAAAACUUACUGAAAUAGCUGACAUAUUAUUAUAUUCAAUUUAUUUUUUACAAAAACGUUGUUCUGUCAACACGAGUUAAACAUUAAACGUCGAUCACAAUGUCCAUACUCCGUAAAGCCCACAACUGAUUUUAAUACCUAGUUAAAUUUUUGAAAAACAAGUGCCAAAAUACAAAAUAUAAUUUUAAAACCACCAGGUGAUACGUCAUCUCCCGCGAUUACAAAUUUUUAAUUAAAUAUGCGUCGAGCACUAAUAUUAGUAUUCAUGUUGAAUAUGCAUCUCAAAGAUUUUACCAGAAUGUCAUAUUAUUAGGUACUUAACUGUACAGCUGGUGGUUAUUGACAAUAAAACACUGAUUUCAAACUAUUGUAGUAAUUUAAUUAAUCAAUUAAAAAAAUCAAAAUCAAAAUUAUGUAGGUACUCAUAUAUUAUAUUUAGUGAUAGAUAUACAACUGUAAAAACAUUAUCAUAUAAAUAUGUAUUUUCUAUGUAGUAUAUUACUUUUAUUUAUUAGACCCAUGAAAUAUGUGAAAAAUUGUCCACUGUAUAAUAUUAUUAUUGGUAUCAUUUUUUUUUUUGCAUAUUAUGUAGGGUUUAGGUAGUUUUUCUUGUAUUUUUAAGUUACAAACAAAAUAAAUAAUUGCUCAACAAUUUUGUUUAUGUAAUAUAUUUAACACAUAUAAUAUGUUAUAAUAACGUAAGGGUAUCAUAUUAUUAUAAUAAUAGACACAUUUCAUUCAUGUUAAUAUAAUCUACCCAUACAUUGUACCUACUCAUUAUAUUCAUAUUAUAAUAUUGUAUACUAAAUAUAUUAAAUAUAUUGUGUCCUUCGACUCUCUUCGUAAAAUUUCUUCGCGAGAUGUUCUCCUAUAUAAGUAAUAUUGUAUAAUAAAGUCUACUGCGCCAUAUCGUAGACUAUAAUUAAUACACCCAUAACACAUAUUAUAAUAAUAUAAUAAAAUAAAGCCUUUAUAUAUAGAUACAACACAAUACCGAUAAAACUUAAUGUGGUACACUUAGUACCCACAUCACAAUAAUAAAUGCAACACAUUCGUGUGAGAUCUAUAAACAAAAAACUCAAAGCUCUUUAAAUGAACAUAGAUCUUCUUUCAUUUAUUCAUCGUAUUUUUUAAUAUUAUCUUCCUUUUCCAUAAUUAUUGUAAUUGUACUUUUAACAUGUAGUCGUGGUUAUGCGAUAAUAAUUGUACAAUACUAAUAUAUAUAUACGUAUAUGAAAUAUUCACCUCAUUUCGUUGAGCCAUUGUUACAAUAUAAUAAUAAAAUAAUAAUAAUAAUAACAUUCACUAUUUUCCUUGUUUCUGCCAAAAACAAUAAAGUAAUAUUAUUAAAUUAAAUUCCCGUUUCCAAUAUUUUUUUAUCCGUUUUCAUUAAAUAUUGUUUGGGAUAUUACCUAACCUGUUUGCGAGAAAUUCUAAGAAUAAAAAUUAACGCAUAUUAUAAUUAACAGAAAUUAAUUUUAUUAUUAAUAAUAAUUGGCGUAUUCAAAAAAAUAAAUAUAAUAAUAUAACGUAGGUGUUAGGUGAAAGUCAAAUAUUAAUAAUUAAUAAUUAUUAUGGUAAGUAUAUUAUAGUUGUAUUUUACAAAAAUAUAAUAUGUUAAACAAGUAAAGAAGUAAAUUAUUUUAGUUCACAAAAAAAUUACAUAUCAAUUAUAUUUAAAUAUUUUAAAAUAUACACAACAAAAAAAAUGUUCAAUUAAAUUGCAGUUUUAUUUUUAAAAAAACCCACAUAAUCACAAAAGAAAUAGUUUUAACGAAGAUGAACCUACUAGUUUAUUAAUUUGACUCAUAUAUUAUUUUAAUUGCAUUUUCAAUUUUGUUACAGGUCACAUAUCAUAUUAGUAGUUUAAAAAUUAAAAUAAUUGGUUUCCUUACUUUUUUGGCGGAAACGAGUAUCAUCCAAUAAAAUAAUACGGGCGGCCACUUUACUUAUCGUUCAAUUUGUUUUUUAUGUUGAGGUUCACUGCGUAUAAUAAUAUUACAAAUGGCACUAUACGUAUCUGACACUCGAUUCUUUGCAACGAUUCUGUACCUAUGACGAAAAACUAAAAAAAUGUUGUAGCGAGGAUUUAUUUACAAUAAUAUAUACAUUAUUUUAAUCAUCGAUCGAUCGGUUAAAAACAUCAGACGCCACGUUGACCCGAAGUCGAAGAAGUACCUGAAGUACUUAGUUUAUUGCGUUAAAAUCAAAAUAAUUAUCAGAUUAUUAUUAUUGGUAUAAGAACCACAGACUUGCAUUUCGCACUUAUUCGUAGUCAUCAGUAACCAAUGGUGUACGGGACCGAUUCGCGUUCGAAUUUGUUUUUUGAACCCUUCUUCGCAACUCUAAUACACAUUUAUACAUCAUAUAGAUUUCGUUUACGGUACUCGACGUACCCACAACACACAAAAGGGACGGUGGUUUUAACCUAACGUGUAGGAUACACGCCACUUGCGCAAAUCAGUCUAGAAUAUAUGUGUACCAGGUGAUCCACUUAUUAUUAGAUAGACAUUGAGAGUGUCUUUAACAGUGAACACAGAAUAAUGUAAUAUUGUGGCGUUUAGAAUAGGUUUCAUAUAAAGUAGUAACCCGUUUCCUGUGCAUUACAAUACGAGUAUAUUAUGUUUUGGUUUUUAAAUAUUGUCAUUAAUAUGUCACGGUAGGUAAUACACGUUAAUUUCCGUCGAUUUUACUCCAUGUCUCCAUGCCAUGACAUUGUACUUAACAUUAUCGUUUUUUAUUUACAUUAGAUCAUCGGAUGUUAUAUUAUAAUACUGAGACAUAAUUAUAUCGUACCUGCUUAGAUACUAUAAUAAUACAUGUUGUACGAGUAUGUAUUAUAUAAUAUUAUAAUACUACUAGUACAGCCGUAUUUAAAUCUCCGGAUACUGUAAUAUUAUGUAGGUACAUUAUUGUAUUUACUUAAUUAAGCUAUAAAUCUGUUUGUAAUUAAAUCAUGACCAUUAUAUUGUAAUAAUAAUUAUUGUUAUUAUUGUUAUUAUUAUUAUUAUUUUAUGUGUGUAUUAAUUGUGUAAAGUCGUUAGUUGUUAAGUUAAUAAUAAUGAUUAUAUAAUAUGAAUUGCUUUUGUAUAGUGUUAAUGAUAAUGUAGACAAGAUUGAAAUAUAUAGUGAUUUUAAAUUAAAUAUAUUAUAUUAUAAUAUUCAAA